This is a messenger RNA of Theileria parva strain Muguga, 1484 nucleotides long. RefSeq names its product tRNA-guanine transglycosylase (gene qtrt1). Gene Ontology annotation, molecular function: tRNA-guanosine(34) queuine transglycosylase activity. The record is from RefSeq and is a predicted model, not a curated record. NCBI's taxonomy places the organism in Eukaryota, Apicomplexa, Aconoidasida, Piroplasmida, Theileriidae. Gene Ontology annotation, cellular component: cytosol. The coding region runs from base 61 to 1284 and encodes 407 amino acids. The transcript is spliced from 9 exons.
AUUUAAAUAUAAUUUAAUAAACUUUUUGUUUAAUUUUAUUUGUAAAUAUAUUUACAUGUUAUGGCACUUAAAUUCAAUGUAGUUGCAAGAGAUGGUCGAGCUCGUCGCGGAGAGUUGAUUCUCCCUCACGGAGUUGUAGAAACUCCAGUUUUCAUGCCAGUGGGAACAAAAGGAGCUAUUAAAGGAGUCUGUUAUGAUGAUCUUGAGUCGCUUGGAUGUGUACUGUCUUUGGGGAACACAUUCCACCUAGCCUUCCAUCCUGGAAGUGAAAUUAUUAGAAAAAGCGGUGGGCUGCACAAAUUCUCAAAUUCACGAUGUAAUUUCCUGACAGAUUCGGGUGGUUUUCAGAUGGUAUCGCUAUUUUCACUUUCUAAGGUCACGGAAGAAGGAGUAGAGUUUAAGUUUCCAUAUGAUCUAGAAAGAGAAAUAUUUUUAACUCCAGAGGAAUCAAUAAAAAUACAGAAUGAUAUUGGAGCUGAUAUUAUAAUGGCACUAGAUGACGUGGUUUCAUCAAUAGUCAGAGAUAAAGAACGGUUGGAAUUAGCUACACAUAGAACUACAAGAUGGCUGGACAGAUGCAUUAAAGCACACUCUAACCCUGAAACACAAGCGUUAUUUGCCAUCGUACAAGGUUCUAUUUACCCAGAUUUGAGAAGAAUCUCCUUAAAUGAACUAAAGAAGAGGGAUCUACCGGGUUACGCAAUUGGAGGUUUAUCUGGAGGAGAGAACAAAACGGAUUUUUGGAGAAUAGUAGAAUUGUGUACUAGAGAAGAAAUUGGUUUACCAUUCAAUAAACCAAGGUAUCUCAUGGGAGUAGGGUACCAAAUAGAUCUAAUAGUUUCAGUCGCGUUGGGCUGCGAUAUGUUCGACUGUGUAUUUCCAACAAGAACAGCUAGAUUUGGCACUGCAUUAAAUGAUUUUGGGAACAUUAGAAUACAACAUGAAAUUUAUCAAUAUGAUUUCAGCCCUAUAGAUCAGGAUUGUGAUUGCGUGUGUUGCAGGAAGUAUUCAAGAGCAUUUCUUCAUUAUGGACUAAAAAAGUCCAUACUUGUUUCGCAUCUGUUGACUCUGCAUAAUAUAAGAUAUAUGGUGAGGCUGUUUGAACAGAUCCGGGAAUCAAUAUCUGAGGGAAAUUUUAAAGGAUUCGUUAGAAGAUUCCUAACAAACAUGUAUAUUAAUAACGGAGAGUUGCCGCCCCUGUGGGUCCGAGAUUCUCUACAUUCAGCUGGAAUAGAUAUUCUAGAUCUAUAUCCUGAUAAUUCCGAUGUGGUUAAACCGUAUUAAUAGAUUUAAAAAUUAAAAAGCUUUAAAAAUGGAAGCUAUCGAACUUCUGUACAUUAAUUCAACCUCAACUAAUUUUAUCCAUAACUUGGAAGAAAUAAAGUUGAACUCUUCCAAUUUUGUUUUAUAGAUAUAUCUAUUAUUUUCCAAAUUAAUGUACCAAAUUGAUUGAAAUGUGUGAAUGAAUAGCUAGCAAAACAACG